Messenger RNA from Notechis scutatus (mainland tiger snake), 494 nucleotides. NCBI's taxonomy places the organism in Eukaryota, Metazoa, Chordata, Lepidosauria, Squamata, Elapidae. The record is from RefSeq and is a predicted model, not a curated record.
UCUCCUCUUCUUCCCCCAGGAAGCCCAAUGCGGCUACACCAUCAUCGUGAUGGCCAUCUUCUGGUGCACGGAAGCCCUGCCCCUGGCGGUGACCGCUCUCUUCCCCGUCCUCUUCUUCCCCCUCAUGGGCAUCAUGGACUCCUCCACGGUGUGCAUGGAAUACCUGAAGGACACCAACAUGCUCUUCAUCGGGGGCCUCCUGGUGGCCAUCGCGGUUGAGCACUGGAACCUCCACCGGCGCAUCGCCCUGCAGGUCCUCCUCCUCAUCGGCGUCCGGCCGGCCUUGCUCCUGAUGGGCUUCAUGGGUGUCACGGCCUUCCUCUCCAUGUGGAUCAGCAACACGGCCACCACAGCCAUGAUGGUGCCCAUCGCCCAGGCCGUCCUGCAGCAGCUGCAGAAGUCGGAGCUGGAGCAGACCGCUGCGGAGCAGGGGGCCACCCAGAAUGGGACCAUCAACCGGGCCUUUGAGAUGCAGGAGGCCCCCCCGCAGCAAG